Messenger RNA from Fulvia fulva, 3606 nucleotides. RefSeq names its product Kinesin-like protein bimC. Gene Ontology annotation, molecular function: plus-end-directed microtubule motor activity; microtubule binding; ATP binding. The record is from RefSeq and is a predicted model, not a curated record. Gene Ontology annotation, cellular component: spindle microtubule; nucleus. Lineage: Eukaryota; Fungi; Ascomycota; Dothideomycetes; Mycosphaerellales; Mycosphaerellaceae. Bases 1 to 3606 code for a protein of 1201 amino acids. Gene Ontology annotation, biological process: microtubule-based movement; mitotic spindle assembly. The transcript has a single exon.
AUGACCGCCCCAGCACCAUCGCGAGGCGCCGGCCAGACGCGACGAGUGCCCACAAUGCGACCACAACUCGGGCGACCCGCGCCUAACAGAGCUCAGACAGCCACACCGACGUUGACAGGCAGGAUAUCGCCGGCGGACAGUGUCGCAUCGUCGAGGACGCGUACCCCGAAGCGCAAAGCACCGGGCGACCUGGAGAAAGACACGUUCGUGGAGGAGACCAACAUCAACGUGGUGGUGCGAUGUCGAGGGCGCAAUGAUCGAGAGGUGAAGGAGAACAGCGGAGUCGUGGUGUCGACCGAUGGCAUCAAGGGCAAGAAGGUGGAACUGUCCAUGGGCCCAAGUGCACUCAGCAACAAGACCUACCAAUUUGACAAGGUCUUCUCGCCGGCUGCCGAUCAGGACAUGGUGUUUGACGAGGUAGUCAGUCCAAUCCUGGAUGAAGUUCUCAAUGGCUUCAACUGCACCAUCUUUGCAUACGGCCAGACUGGCACGGGCAAGACCUACACAAUGUCCGGAGACAUCUCGGACACUCUCCCCAUCCCAGAGGCAGCCGGUAUCAUUCCUAGAGUUCUGCACAACUUGUUCGCCAAGCUUGGAGAAGAUGGUGCCGAGAAGUUAGAGCACAGCGUGAAAUGCUCCUUCAUUGAACUGUACAAUGAGGAAUUGCGAGAUCUCCUUGCUGUCGACGAUAACACCAAGCUCAAGAUCUUCGACGAAGCCGACAAGAAUGGUCGAACCACGACUCUGGUACAGGGCAUGGAGGAGAGCCACAUCAAGACUGCCUCGAAAGGUAUCAAGCUCCUACGUGAUGGAAGCCACAAACGACAAGUUGCCGCGACGAAGUGCAAUGACCUGUCGUCACGAUCUCACACAGUGUUCACAAUCACGGUGUACAUGAAGCGCACCUCCGACACUGGAGAAGACUUUGUAUCCUCAGGCAAGCUCAACCUCGUCGACUUGGCUGGAUCCGAGAACAUCCAGCGUUCAGGUGCUGAGAACAAGCGCGCAGCUGAAGCAGGUCUGAUCAACAAGUCACUAUUGACGUUGGGUCGUGUCAUCAAUGCCCUGGUGGACAAAGGCAGCCACAUACCGUACAGAGAAUCCAAGUUGACACGCCUAUUGCAAGACUCCCUUGGCGGCCGAACGAAGACAUGCAUCAUCGCAACGCUGUCGCCUGCAAAGAGUAACCUAGAGGAGACCAUCAGCACACUCGACUAUGCUUUCCGCGCGAAGAACAUCCGUAACAAGCCUCAGAUCAAUCAGAUGGUCUCGAAGAAGACGUUACUCAAAGAGUUCACAGCCGAGAUCGAGAAGCUCAAGUCCGAAUUGAUUGCCACACGGCAGCGAAAUGGGGUCUACUUGACCAGCGAAUCAUACGAAGACAUUACGACAGAGUCGGAGUCGAGGAGGAUCUUGAGCGAGGAGCAGCGCGACAAGAUCGAAACCCUCGAGGUCAACCUACGGAAUAAGGUGCAAGAGCUGUUCUCGCUGACAAGCAACUUUCAGAUGCUCAAGAAAGACAAUGAGCAGACAAGAGCUUUGCUUGAAAGCACUCAAAAUGUGCUUGCGAAGACCGAGCUCGUACUCGAGCACACCAAGCAGGUCCUGGCCGAAGAGACUGGGCUUCGUAAAGCUCACGAGGAAACAGAGGAGAAGCUCGCAGUGCUUGGAGGUGACUUGUUGAGCACAUUAAGCACGACGACAGAACACGUCGAUAAGUUACACUCUAAACUCCGGAGGCGCUCGGAUCUUCAGGAUCUGAACCGGAUGCGAUGGAAUGAGUCUCAGAGUCAGGUCACUACAGCCACAAGGACUGUCGAGGAGCGCCUCGAGGGUUUGCGAAGCCAACAGGAAGGACUCCUGGCGGCGCUCUCCGGUCGCAUGCAAUCUUUCGUGGCAGAUGAGCUUCAAGAACUCCAAACCUCGCAAGACUUCCUCAAGCAGAAAGCGACGGCAUUCGAGGCAUCACAAUCAGAAGUCAACGCACAGACCAGCAAAGCACGAGAUGACAUGAACGAGGUGUUGGAGGAGAUUGGCAGCCUGAGGGAGGACGUGAAGCAGAAGGUCGGGGCUGGGCUUAACGACCUGUCCGCUGCAGCACAACGUAUCAGCGCCGGCAUCUCGACUGAGCUUGACGCCUUCCACGGACAGCUCCAGGACUCCUAUGUGUCGCUUGGCCGCGAGUUCAAGACCUUGUUUGAGGAUCUCAUUAGGCGAAUGAAUGAACAGCAGGCCGAAGCACAGAGAUUAAGGCAAGAGAUACUGGAAGCUAAUGCAACAUUUAUCGAGGCUGGGCAGUCGUCUCGUUCUCAUCUCCAGCAGGCUGUCGAGAAGGAACGCGAGAUUGCGGCGAAGGAAAGAGAAACACUACUUUCAUCGAUCACAUCACUUGUCAAUAACUCGGCGACUGCACAAGAGGCACGAAUGAAUGGGUAUCUUGAGACAGCUAACAAGCGCAUCAAGACUUCUGAAGACGACUACCGCGUAGCGGAGCAAACAUACGGUAGCGGCAUGGAUUCUUGGUCUGCGAACGGGCAACAGCUCAUCGACUCUUCUAUUAAGGCAAGAGAGUCCGUCAAGGCGAAACUCAAGACAGAUUGGACCAGUGCGAACGAAAGCACCAUCAAGAUCACCGAAACUACGAAUGCUGUCCAUGGGGAGACUGUUCGCAUUGUUGAUGGGCAGAUGGUGCAGAUGGACAGCCAACUUGUCGCGCUUGACGAGAUCGUGUCCCGAGUGCGAACACAGCAUGAGCACCACCAUGAAGCACAUACUGCCAGCCUGGAACAUCUCUCAACCAACGUCCAGGAAAGCUACCGCAGCAUCGGCAAUCAUUUCGAAACGUCAUACACCAGGACUCAAGCAUUGGACGCGGAUAUGCAGGAUCGCACUAACGCCCUGUCCCAGACGCUUUCAGCGCUGGACACCGAUAGCGACACCCGCAGGCCGUUACAAGAUCUCCGUGAAAGAAUGUCUGCUGCUGAGAUUGCAGAGUACGCCGCGACUGGAGAGACGCCUGCAAGAAUGCAGUAUGUCUAUCCGACGACGCUGCCACGCACAGAAAACCAUCAGACCUUGCUCAAUCGCAUGCGUGGCAUCAAAGAGGAGCCAGCUUCGCCAGCGAAGUCGCCUAGGAAGCGGUCGCCAACGAAACCGUCCCCGUCGAGAUCGAGAACAAGUCCCACGAAGCAGCCAUCGAGCCCGUCGAAGACCAACGUGUUUGCCGACACACCUCCAGCACUUACGUUCAGCGCUCCACCUGCGCACGAAGCACGACCCCAGACAGCAAGUAGCCAAAACAGCAGUUUACGCGAGCUUGAUGUUAACGUAGUGCCAGGACUCGCAACUGUCACCACUAACGGUCAGGGCGCUGAGGAGGGACUUGACAACUGCAAGGUGCCUGCUCCCAUUCUCCACAGACACAAGACUGACCCAGCUCCCGUGACUCAGGUCGACAGCAAAUUGCCAACCAAGCGUAGCGCGCGAAUGACAGUGGCGAGUGGUUUUGGUGUGGCGGAUGUAAGGGAGAAGGAGAAUCUCAACUUGAACGCGAGUGUUGGACCUGGUGGCAGUGGACGAAGACUGCGCAGUCGUGGGACAGAUUGA